AUGUUAGAGAAGAUAAGGCUUCUUGAAGAUAUUUUAGAAGAGAGUGGUGGAUUUGGAUGUGAACAUGUUAAUGAAGCAUAUGUUGAAGAAGAAUUUCAAGAAUCUGAGUAUAAUGAGGAGGAAUCUGGUGGUGAUGAGGUUGAAUCUGACAGCAAAGAGGAUUUAUGUGAUGAGGAUGAAGAAUAUUUUGAAGUUAAUAAAGUUAGUGAUGUGGAGAAAGAACCGAUAUUAACACCUGGUUUUGUUCAAGUUAAUGAUGAAGAUUAUGGGAAUGAUUUUCUUAAUGAUGAUGAAAAUGUUGAAGAUUAUGAUCAAGGGAAAUGUUUUAGUGGUCAGGGGAAUGGAAGUGGUUCACAUGAGGGAAAUAUUCGUAAAAAUCAUGUUGAAGGUAAAGGUGAUGAUGAUGAAGAUGAUGAACAAGGAAAUGGAAGUGGAUGUAAUAACGAAGAGGCCAUGAAUUUAAAUUCUGUUGUCGAAAAUGUUACUAAGAGUGUGGGUCUAAUUGAUAGCCAAGAAGGUACUAAUGGUUGUCUAAAUCAGAAACUAGUUGAAGAUGAUGUGAAUUUGAAUUUGACUGAUGUUGAUGAUGCGACUGUAAAUUUGGGUGAGGAUGAUCAUAAGAAUAAAAUAAUUUCAGAUCAUACUGUUGAUACAGUUAUUGUAGUAAAGAAGGAUGGAGAAGGUGGAGAUGUUGAAGAUUGUUCAAAUAAAAAUAAAGAUGGAGAAAAUGUUGAAGAUUGUUCAAAUAAAAAGAAUGAUUCAAAUGAGACUCGAUCAUUGAAAAAUGAUAUUGUUCCAAGUUUUAGUCUUGGAUUUAGUCAAGAUUCUGAAGUUUCUUUUGCACCCCCUUUGGGUACAUUAGAAGGACCAUCAAAACUUGUUUCAGGCAAACCUAAAGAUAUAAAUGGAGAAGCAACAUCAGUAGUGGAUGUCAAAGGAAAGAAACAAAUGAAGAUUUCUUAUGUUUAUAAGUCAACAUUUAAGGAAAGGUUAAUAGAUUUUAAACCUAGUUUGACACAAGUAGAAAAUGUUGUUUGUGAAUGGCUUCUCAAUCUUCAAGGAAAUCCAGGGUAA
Molecule: messenger RNA, 1074 nt
Organism: Lactuca saligna
Lineage: Eukaryota; Viridiplantae; Streptophyta; Magnoliopsida; Asterales; Asteraceae
Source: the annotation of a GenBank genome assembly